AUGGAAGUUGCGGGUCUCGCAGCCGGUGCUGUAAGUCUUGCAGGUCUCUUCUCAGGUUGUGUCGAUUGCUUUGCUCUCAUCCAAGCUGGUCGUGCUCAUGGACGGGACCUCGAGAUUCUGGUCACCAAGCUCGAUGUCGAAAAGACACGCCUCUUACAAUGGGGUGAUGCAGUCGGCUUGCUAAGCACAGAUCCGAAAAAUCGAAAUGCAUUACUUGACACAGACCAUACGCGACCUGUGAUCGAAAGAGUGCUCCAAUGUAUUUUCAUGCUUCUGACAGAUGGGGAGAAAUUACGCUCAAGAUACGGUAUGCUUGAAGACAAGCAAGGAGCGGAAUCGAACAACAUACCCAUAGAGUCGACCAUGGUCAGUCGAUCAAGACUAUCUGCCUUUAGGGCUGCGUAUGCCAACUUUCGCAAUCGAAUUACUUUACAACAGAGAAAUGCAAACCACUUGGCCAAAGUAAAGUGGGCCAUCCGGGACCGUGAAGGCUUUAGCAAUUUGACGCGGGAUCUCCAUGAUUUCAUCGACAACCUACGAGAUCUUGUUCCCGUAGCACCCAUACUUACUCGACUGCUGGUGAAAGAAGACAUGGACAGUCUACCAGACGACCUUGGAAUGCUUCGACUUGUGGAUGAAGCAUGUAGGGGAAGAGGGGAUGAAUGGUCCGAUGCAGCGACUUCCCGACUUCAAAAUACCGAAAUUGCCUCAGAGGAUGCUCAACGGAUUAUGGAAUGGAGACAAGACAUACAGAGAGGAGAUGGAUUGACUAGAACUUCGCCAGCAGACACGGUUGGAUCCAUGGCAGCUAGCCCGGGUCAGGAAAUGCUGCCAAGAGCAGGCAAGCAAUCCGUCGACGGAGAUGCUCAGCCAGAAACUGCGGGCUGGUUCCCACAUCAGAAUCGAUUAGAGACGAAAUCAUUGUUGAGCGCUGAUUCUUCGUUAGGAUCUACACUCUCACACGCACACAGGAAAUCAAUGUGGGUGCUACAUGAUGAUGCACUCGAAAGACAUCUCCAUGAAAAUGGGAUACACCUGAAGUAUCAGAGUCUUUUGGAUGAUGAUUGUAUAAAGCCGAACAACAUAACGUACAUCAAGCGGCAAUUGACUAAAGAACAACUCGGCCUUCCUUCCUUUCAAGACUUCAAACACUUCAAGCAAUUAGAAAGUCGAGAAAUCGGAGUGGAUGCCAGAUUGAACAUGACGAUUCAAUUCCUAGUUGGCGACAGGACGCCAAGAGAUAUAAAAGCUGUGUCAUCGCUAACAAGUCAUACUUUUACAUCCAUUGAACCUCUUACAGAUGGGAGAAUCCCCACUCCAACGCCGGAUUUCUGCUAUGGUGCCAGUAUCAGCCAACUUAAUAUUCAUGCAACAAAAGAGCUCAGCCGCCAUAUUCUGCCCUCUAGAUCCAUGAAUUGCCCGAUCGCGCCGAAUUUCUUCCUAGAAGUGGCCAGCAACCAUAGGGAUACUGCAGAACUCGGAAUGACAGCGUGCUAUCAUGGUGUCGUAGGUGCCCGCGGCAUCCUCGGUCUUCAGUGUUAUGGUGAAUCUGAGUAUAUCUUUGACGGCUGCGCAUACACCCUUAGUGCAACGAUGGAUGACACGACCCUGAAAAUAUAUGCCAUUUGGCCAACUGCACCAUCAUCCCCUCAGAUUCACGAUUACCAAAAUCGAGCGGACUUCCACGAGGCAUUAGCAGGCGUUUGGCUCAUGACUUAUUCUGUACAGUGUUAUUAUGAGGGCUUGACUGCGUUGCGGAAUGCGAUACGGUUGACUGAAGAAUGGAGAAGAAUAUUUAUUCAGAACGCGAAUGCCAAGUAUGAAACAAGGGUAAAGCACUGA
Molecule: messenger RNA, 1842 nt
Organism: Endocarpon pusillum Z07020
Lineage: Eukaryota; Fungi; Ascomycota; Eurotiomycetes; Verrucariales; Verrucariaceae
Exons: 1
Coding region: 1-1842 (613 amino acids)
Source: RefSeq, a predicted model, not a curated record